Molecule: messenger RNA, 1032 nt
Organism: Paramuricea clavata
Lineage: Eukaryota; Metazoa; Cnidaria; Anthozoa; Malacalcyonacea; Plexauridae
Source: the annotation of a GenBank genome assembly
AUGCUCGCUGUCCGAAAACCGACGUUGGGGCCGGACGGAAAAGUUGAUAUUCGCAUUUCUCUUGAUCCAAAAUAUCUAAAUGGUGCAAUAAAACGUGAACAUUUCCCUAUGCCUACUAUUGAAGAAGUUGCUACGCGAUUAAAUGGAGCGAAAAUUUUCAGUGUGUUUGACGCCAGUAAUUGGAUUUGGCAAGUAGAGCUCGAUCAAGCGUCUAGCCGAUUCAGUACUUUCAACACUCCAUUCGGGCGGUAUUGUUAGAAACGUACGCCGUUUGGUAUAAGCUGCGCACCAGAAGUAUGGCAGCGAAAAAUGCACGAACAUGUUGAAGGUUACAUGGGGUGGAAGUGAUAGCGGAUGAUUUUGUCGUGGUUGGGUUUGGAAGUACCCCAGAGGAGUGGAAUGCUGAGCAUGACCGCAAUGUCCGUGCUUUUCUCGAGCGCUGUCGGGAGAAGAACCUGAAUCUAAAGAAAGAAAAGGCUCAGUUAACGAAGACAGAAGUGUCUUUUAUUGAACACAUCUUAACCCCAAAUGGUUUGAGGCCUGAUUCAAAGAAAGUAGAGGCAAUCAACGACAUGACUCAUCCUACAGAUGUGCAGUCUCUACAAAUGUUCCUGGGUAUGGUAACCUACCUAGCCAAGUUUUUGCCAUAUCUCUGAUGAAACGGAAGUGUUGAGGAGGCUCACAGAGAAAGCUGCAGAGUUGUGUUGGUUAACCGCACACGAAGAAGCCGUGGUCCGAAUCCAAAAAAUGAUCAGCGCUGCGCCAGUGCUUGCCUACUAUGACGUCACAAAGCCCGUAACUAUACAGUGUGAUGCCUACAGCAAUGGAAAAGUGGAGAAUGCUGUAAAUACCUGCAAAUUAUUGUUAAAGAAAGCUCGCGACGACAAACCGGAUCCACUCCUCGGCAUACUAUGGCGCAAUACACCAACCGAAGGCAUGGGUGCUUCUCCCGCCCAGUUACUGUAUGGUAGACGUACUCGAACACGUCUUCCUGUUGCAAAGAAACAGUUGAAAUCGACUCUUAUUGAAUGA